Pangasianodon hypophthalmus (striped catfish) is the source of this 1840-nucleotide messenger RNA. It is a transcript of the gene zdhhc12b, whose product is annotated as zinc finger DHHC-type palmitoyltransferase 12b. The record is from RefSeq and is a predicted model, not a curated record. Gene Ontology annotation, cellular component: Golgi apparatus; endoplasmic reticulum. Gene Ontology annotation, molecular function: protein-cysteine S-palmitoyltransferase activity. The coding region runs from base 364 to 1173 and encodes 269 amino acids. Gene Ontology annotation, biological process: protein targeting to membrane; peptidyl-L-cysteine S-palmitoylation. Lineage: Eukaryota; Metazoa; Chordata; Actinopteri; Siluriformes; Pangasiidae. The transcript is spliced from 5 exons.
CUCAUUUUGACAGCAGCCCAGCGGAGCGGAAGUAGCAGCAAGCUAAAUACAGAGCCGAGGAGCUGAAAGGAAAGCGUUAUAAAUAAAGUGUUUAGUUUGAAUAUGAUAGAGGUUUAUUAUAUAUUAGGAUAAUUAAUAACUCUGUCUCGCAAAACGUCCUAGUGCUGAAUAUCCGGCUUUCCAGCGAGCGUGUGAACGAGGCGGUGUUUAUGAGCUGCGCUAGCUAAGCCAUGACUUAAACAACGGAAGUGCAUUUCAUAGCUUGAUAGCUGUACUUUAUUUCCAACUUGUGAUGUUUGUUCGAUGUUUAUAUGAAAUACUUUUCUGAUUAGGUGUGUAAAAUGUACGUCUAAGUAUGCUAGGAUGUUUAAAAAUGUGUUCGGCUCAGGAUUUCUCGUCAGAACUGCUCAUGUUUUCCUGACAUGGGGUAUAACGCUGAUUCUCUUCCUGCACGACACCGAUCUCCGUAGAGAGGAAGAGGCGGGCCGGCUCACGCUGCCCAUACUCUUCGUGCUGCUCGUGCUGCUUUCUGUUCUGCUCUACUUUGCUGUGUCACUAAUGGAUCCCGGGUUUGUGCUGUCCGAUGACUGCGACCUACAGUUCACUCUUGGCAUCACUGAGGAGCAACAGGACAUGAUUCCCCAGCCCAAACCAUUCCGCCAGCGUCGCUGUGGUCAUUGCCUGUUACAGCAACCGAUGAGAUCCAAACAUUGCCAGACGUGUCAGCACUGCGUGCGUCGCUAUGAUCAUCACUGUCCGUGGAUUGAGAACUGUGUAGGGGAGAGGAACCAUCGCUGGUUUGUGCUUUACUUGGCUGUGCAGUUCGUUGUGUUGCUCUGGGGGCUCCACAUGGCCUGGUCAGGCUUCAGUGACGCUGCGACGUGGUCGUUGUGGCUGAAAACAAACAGCGUUCUGCUGGUGACGUGUGCUGUGGUGGCGCUGCUGGCAUUGACCGUGCUGCUCCUCCUGGGCUCCCACCUUUACCUGGUGUCUUUAAACACCACCACCUGGGAGUUCAUGUCACGCCACCGCAUCUCCUACCUCAAACACUGCGGCAUUGACGAGAAUCCCUUCGACCGCGGGACCUUGCGCAACCUGUGGAGCUUCUUCUGUGUGUGGAGCACGGUGGUGUGGGAGCAGGUGUACUUCAGGCAAGGCUGCGAUCCCGCUUAAAGCACAACCCCGAUCAAGUGAUUGGAACGUUUUCUGGUAACAUAGCCAAGUAAAUAAAAACAUUAUGUCUUGGUUAGUAAUACAGUUCCUAAUACAUUCCUAUUAUUGAUCCAGCUCUGUAGUGAUUCUCAAUUGCAUGGACAUAGUUGUAGUUAGAACCAUGUAGAGCCUCAAUUAUUAGCAAGUCUGAUUUGAUCAAGAGGUUUGGACUGCUGGUUUUCCUGUGAAUAGAUCUGUAGGAAAUUUUCUUAUCAAGUUGCAGCUGCACUUUUUAAACUUAAUCUUUAAAGUUAAGAAUGUUUCAGCAAUGUGAGAAAGAUUGAUUUAUUUUUUUGCAUCAGUAAGCAACCUUCAAUAUUAAUUAAUAUUAAUAUUGUUUUCAUAUAACAAUUGGGAUACAAAGAUAAGAGUCAUUUUAUUACUAACUCAUAGUUCUUUACAAGCUUACCUCGUGUCAUAUUUUGCCAUGACACAAAAGAACGUCUGUAAAAUAAAGAAAGCGGACAAUAAGGAGCACAACAUCACUUAAUGUGGCGAUAAAGACAGGGUAAAUGACUCGUGUGAAAUUUUACAGCAUCAUCAGUUUCCUCUGUAAUUUUUAGACACUUCAGUUUGGGAAGUGCAAUGAAAGCGUACUACUUAAAAAAAAAAAAAAAAAAAAAAAGAA